UUUUGCACGGAUGAUAUAUAUACCGGUGUGCAUCCCGCCGCUGUACGUAGUUUAUAGUUUUUUCUCCAAGCAAUGAAGCCCCUGUUGAACGAGAAAGGCGAACCGUACUCAGAGGUUCUGGAGUAUGAUGGGUAUUACUUCCCAAACCAGUUAGGACAACAAAGGAAUGUCAAUGUCCCAGACUUCUUGGCCGGUCUUAAUGAACUCACUUUUAAAGGUGACGAAGUGUGCAUCGUUUCCUAUCCAAAGUCAGGAACACACUGGACUUAUGAGAUCUGUAAUAUGCUUAAGAGUGGGCGCUCAGAGUUCCUAGAUACCAUGAUAAUAAUCUUUGAUUACAGUUCAAGGGAAGCACUGGAACUCAUGCAGAGCAACACUGGUGUCUAUACGUCACAUUUCUAUCCAAGACACCUACCAAAACAGUUUAUACAGACAAGUUGCAAAAUUAUCCACGUAUACCGGAAUCCAAAAGAUGUUGCUGUGUCAUAUUAUAACUUUAUUAAAAGUCUAAAGCUAAAUACUCAGGACAUGGGAUUCUCUGAAUUUCUAAGACAUUUUAUCAAUGGAAACAUUCCUUGCGGAGGCUGGGUGAAUUGGAUAGAAGAAUGGACGACAUUUAGAAAAGAAAAUCCCGACUAUCCGCUUCUAGAGAUAUCAUAUGAAGAUAUGAAAGCAAAUCUGAAGGAAAGUGUGGGGAGAAUUUCGGAUUUUCUUGGUCUUGAUUCCUCACCUGAUUUAAUUGAGGGCAUAGCAAGAUAAUGCGAUUUCAAUGUCAUGUCGGCAUAUAAAAAUGCGCAUGUUCCAGACAGGGUGAAAGAUAUAUCAGUCUUGGAAAAUAAGCAUAUUUUCUACAGAAAAGGGAUGGUAGGGGACUGGAAGAACCAUUUCACAGUAGCUGAAAACGAGGCUUUUGAUAAGUCGAUGGAAGCCAUACUUCCUAAACUAGGAUUGAAAAUGCCCAACAAACUGUGAAUAAACGUACACUGAAAGCAAAUAUUAUACGCUCUGAGUAUUUGUCAGAGAAUAAUUUAAAUGGUGCCAUUUGUAUAGUAAAAAGGGAAAACAGUACAAAAUUUUUAUAUACUAGUAUUGUAUAUGUCUUUUUCUGAAAUACAUGUACCAAAGUUAGCAUUAAAUGCUUGAAGUAUGAAGAAUGUAUGUUGUAGAUUAUGCAACAAACCCUUGAACGUUUAUUUGUAUUAA
Molecule: messenger RNA, 1203 nt
Organism: Saccostrea cuccullata (small rock oyster)
Lineage: Eukaryota; Metazoa; Mollusca; Bivalvia; Ostreida; Ostreidae
Product: sulfotransferase 1B1-like
Exons: 6
Biological process (GO): sulfation
Cellular component (GO): cytoplasm
Molecular function (GO): sulfotransferase activity
Source: RefSeq, a predicted model, not a curated record